AUGGCGACGGCAAGUACUAUCAAGCUCGAUACCGGAUUGCAGCCGGAGUUCUUUGUCAGGGGGAUUACGGAUGAGAGCGCGAGGGUUACGAGUGAAUUAUUGCAGGAGAACCAUGAUAAGCAUCAUAUCUUCUUCAACCAAAGUGGCUUUCAUAACCAUAUCGUACAUCAUCUCCUGACGCUCUUUGCUCUCAAGGCUACGCCGGAGGAGAUCAAGCGCGCGUACAAUGACAACAAAUAUUACCAACGUCCGCCAGUCGACCUGAAGAAAGAGAUAGUAAAUGAUAUGCAUAAUCCGGAGAGGUACAAGACAUACCUAGGAAAAGAAAAGUACUACCAUGAUUUCCUCCAGUACUUCCAGGAAGAGAUUGGCAGGAAGGGUUGGGAGACCGUGUUGAAUGACGAACUCUUCAAGGGCGACGAGCGAGCAGACGACCUCCUCGCUCGCCUCUUCGCAGGCUUCCUCCACCCCAUCAUACAUCUAGGCUUCGGCAUCGAGCAUAGACAAGAGGCUCUCAUAUCCGAGGCCCUCGCCCAAGCGGCGAUCCACGACGGUUGGAUGGCGCCCUUCUUCUUGGACGCCGAGAAGGCCGCAAAGGCGAAUGCAGCGAAGCCGCAGGACACGAAGACCAUUGUGCAGCUCCUCAAUGAGAUUCGCGCAGACAAGAAACUCUCCUCUGCAGCGCACUGGGAAGACGGAAACAAAAUCCGCGAUGGCAUCUUAAAGCGCGCACCGGAUGAGAUGCUCAAGUACGCGAGCCAGUACGUCGUCGACGAGUCUCAGCUCGAAGAGAAAACCGCGGAAAUGAUCAACGCGGUUGUCUUCUACACCGCGGCAGCCCAACACCCCCCCUCUAUCCCCAAGUUCGACUUCUACUACAUCCACGUCGUGAAUUGCAGUAUCUUCUUCUCCACUUUCCUGUCGCUUUCCUGUCUCACACCAGCCACGAAGGUCCGCCUGCUAGAAUGGAAAGUCCGCAACAGCCUUGCCAUGUAUGCUUCGCGCGCCUCGCCUCCUCUCCUGCACGAAGAAAUUGCGAGCUACAAACCCGCCGACGGUGAUGACUCAUGGGACAAAGUUAUCAAGAGGGUGAACGCGCUCUCUGAUGACGGGCACGCCAGUAAACUCGUGCGCGCAUUAGCGCAUGGUGAGCAAGUGUAUAAGAAAUUCGAGGGUAAGGAUGGCUUUGUCGUGGAGGGGGAUAUGUGGAAGAGGUUGGGAAAUAUGGCGAUCGACAGUGUGGAGGCCGGGGGGCCGACGUGGGUAAGGAGUGCUGGAUUUGAUGAGGCAUGGAGGGACGUGCCGAAGAGGAAGUUCUCGAAGGUUUGA
Didymosphaeria variabile is the source of this 1329-nucleotide messenger RNA. RefSeq lists its product as uncharacterized. Lineage: Eukaryota; Fungi; Ascomycota; Dothideomycetes; Pleosporales; Didymosphaeriaceae. The coding region runs from base 1 to 1329 and encodes 442 amino acids. The transcript has 3 exons. The record is from RefSeq and is a predicted model, not a curated record. Gene Ontology annotation, molecular function: oxidoreductase activity.